AUGUUUACCCUUCAGCUAAAUGUGGGUCCAGGCAACGCUUCAAAACCUGAAGAACAGGAGGAUGAGCUUACCUAUGCCAGCAUAAGCUUCUCCAAAAACUGGAAUAAAGCUCUUUACUCCAACAUCAGGCCAGCUCACCUGCGCAGACAAACAGAGGAAGACGAGGAAGAGGAUGACAGUCUCGACUACACUACUGUCAGCUUUACUGCCAGUAAUACCACAGGAUUAAGAUAUCAAAAUGCUUUGGAGGAUUCAUCUACACUGUACAGCACAGUCAUGAAAAAGAUGGUACAGGGUCAGAAUGGCUGGGGAGUGACUUACACUUCUCACAUCUGUGCCUUAAAAGGAUCAACAGUGGACAUACACUGCACCUACAGAUACCCAUCCAGAGUAAAUGAUCGCAAUACUGCAGUAGAGGAAAGAUAUUGGUUCACUAAAUUGCAGGAUGACGAACCUGUGGAUCUAAGAACAGACUCAGAGUACGCAGGUCGUGUGCAGCAUCACUGUGAUGAGAAAAAAUAUUUACAGGUAACGGUGAAUAACCCGUCACACUGCAAAAUAAAUCCCUGUGUCUGGGCAAAGCUGAGCUGUCACAGUAUGUGUCGUCUACCUGAUCAUUACUCCUACAUCUGGUACAUUAAUGGACAGAAAAUUCAGCAAUAUACAUCUUCUAUUUCGGGCUACUUUUAUGAUCAAGACAGCUUUUCCUGUGCUGUGAGAGGAUAUGAGCAUCACCCUGCUCCAUCAGUGUAUGCUCCGAAAGUUCCUUUUGCGUUGAAGAGUCCCUCUGAUAACAUCAUGGAGGGCAGCUCAGUGUCUCUGACCUGUAGCAGUGAUGCUAACCCAGCAGCUAAGUACACCUGGUACAAGAAGAACCAAAUGCUGCUCAAUAAUGAACCACAGCUGAUUUUCAACAACAUCCAGUCCUCUGACUCUGGAGAGUAUUACUGUACAGCUGAGAACGAGCUGGAGAAGAAGACAUCUGAAUACAUCUUUAUUGAUGUGAGAUAUGCUCCAAAGCUUCCCUCUCUGUCAAUCAAUCCCUCUGAUGUGAUAGUGGAGGGCAGUUCAGUGACUCUGACCUGUAGCAGUGAUGCUAACCCAGCAGCUAAUUACACCUGGUACAAGGAGAACCAAACACUGCGUUAUGGACCAGAAUACAUUAAUAAUUUCACCUCCAUCAGCUCUGAGGACAGCGGGUCCUACCACUGCAAGUCUGAAAAUCAGUAUGGACAGAUCAACUCUUCGUCUCUUGUCUUGGAUGUCCAGUAUGCUCCAAAGCGUCCCUCUGUGUCAGUGAGUCCCUCUGGUGAAAUCAUUGAGGGCAGUUCAGUGACUCUGACCUGUAGCAGUGAUGCUAACCCAGCAUCUAAUUACACCUGGUACAAGAAGAAUGUAAAUCCAGACCUUCAACCUCUCAGUAAAGAACCACAGUUUGUCUUCAGCUCCAUCCAGUACUCUGACUCUGGAGAGUAUUACUGCACAGCUGAGAACCAGCUGGGGAAGAGGACAUCUAAAUACAUCUUUAUUGAUGUGACAUAUGGUCCAAAGCUUCCCUCUGUGUCAGUGAGUCCCUCUGGUGAGAUAGUGGAGGGCAGUUCAGUGACUCUGACCUGUAGCAGUGAUGCUAACCCAGCAGCUAAAUACACCUGGUACAAGGAGAACCAAACACUGUUUCAUGGACCAGAAGGAAAUUAUAAUUUCACUUCCAUCAGCUCUGAGGACAGAGGGGUGUACUACUGCAAGUCUGAGAAUCAGUAUGGACAGAUCACCUCAUUGUCUCUCUUGAUAGAUGUCCUGUGGAAAUCAGUGUCUAUAAUGAACAUCAUCAAGUUGACUCUGGUGGUCCUGAUGCUGAUUCUUCUGCUUCUCUUGAUUCUGUGGAUUAGGAAGAAGAAAACUCUGAGCUCCACCACAGACCUGAAUGAGCCUGUAGAGACUAUAGAGUUGGACAUUUAUCCUGUAUAUGAGAACGUCUCAGACUUGCAGGUCGUCACAGACAGAAGACACAGAGGAGCAGGAAGACCUGGAUUGAACCAGAGGCUGGACUCACCUGAUGGAAACAGAAAGUAG
This is a messenger RNA of Scomber scombrus (Atlantic mackerel), 2073 nucleotides long. RefSeq names its product B-cell receptor CD22-like. Gene Ontology annotation, biological process: cell-cell adhesion. The transcript is spliced from 12 exons. Lineage: Eukaryota; Metazoa; Chordata; Actinopteri; Scombriformes; Scombridae. Gene Ontology annotation, cellular component: membrane. The record is from RefSeq and is a predicted model, not a curated record. Bases 1 to 2073 code for a protein of 690 amino acids.